Ooceraea biroi (clonal raider ant) is the source of this 6261-nucleotide messenger RNA. RefSeq names its product transcription factor rough. Gene Ontology annotation, molecular function: DNA binding; DNA-binding transcription factor activity, RNA polymerase II-specific. NCBI's taxonomy places the organism in Eukaryota, Metazoa, Arthropoda, Insecta, Hymenoptera, Formicidae. The record is from RefSeq and is a predicted model, not a curated record. Gene Ontology annotation, biological process: regulation of DNA-templated transcription.
CUCGAGCUCGCAAAUCCGCGUCGCGAGCCCCAUCCUGCGAAGAUAACUGCGGUUGUGAUCGGACCGAAAGUUGUGCUGUUGUGAGAUUGUGACUGAAAGAAUUGAUGCAGGGAAGUUCGAGUGUAGAAUGAAGCUCUGAAAAAAUGAGACAAUAAAAGAUAACUGAUAAGUUGUACAGAGAUUUUUCGAAGCGUGAGUUUUGCAAAGAUAAGCGGGUCGAACUCAGGAAUCUUCGGUAUCUGGAAACUUUUGUUUAAGUAGCUGCGACUGUCAACUUUCGAUUCCGAAAGUUCAGCGAGUUUCAACUUGUGAAUUCUCAGGAAUUUAAGACUUGGAAACUUUGAUUCUAUUUGAGCUUUGUGUACUUGGAACGGUUGGACAUCUGCAGCUUUUUGGGUUUCCAUGACUUUCAGCCUGAUGAUAUUCAUCAUCGCUUGAGACCAGUUGCUUUACAUCCGACAGGCUUCAAGAUCUAUUCUUCCGGACUUCGGGAGGAAUACUUUACGUUUAAGAUUCUUCAGGAUCCAUGGAUUGUUGGACCUAGAGAUUGCCGAUUCCAUCAAAUGUCCACGAAGAAGGUGAGGAGGCCAUCGUCGCCGCGGCGUUUCUUCGCGCGGCUUUACGGCCAUUUGGAGGCGACGAAGAAAACGAAGGAUGACGAGGACGAAGAUCGUACGAGAGAAAGUUUGGACUCCUCGCCGGAAAUCACGGAAGAAGUUCCGCACGUACUUCCUGGUUCACCUGGCUUGCACAAGACGCUGCAUGCGUCACAGUCCAAGAAUCACGAGGAGACGCCGGACGACGUCGGAAAAAGCAAAGUAUUCGAGGACAAGGAAGCGGAGAAAAAUUCGGUGCUCGCGGAUGUAAGGCUGCCCUUCCUACACGGAUUUUUCCCGAGAGUUCCUGGUCACCCUUUGCACCUGACGCAGCUCGCACAUCCGCCCACGCUGCCACCGCAUCUUCAUGGUUUACCGAACCAUCAUACCAUGGCCGAGCAUCACUUUCAAGGAUUCUCAGCCUUCCUAGCGCGCAGAAGAAGAAAAGAGGGUCGGCCACGGAGGCAGAGGACGACAUUCAGCGGCGAACAGACCCUGAGACUGGAGGUCGAGUACCGGCGAGGGGAGUAUAUCUCGAGGGGACGUAGGUUCGAACUCGCAGCUUCCUUGAGGCUCACCGAGACGCAGAUCAAGAUCUGGUUCCAGAACAGGCGUGCCAAAGACAAAAGGAUCGAGAAGGCGCAACUGGAUCAGCAGUACCGCAACUUUGCGGUGUCGAACGGCCUGGUGAAUCUGCCGCUUUACAACGCGGGCUUCUGCGGCCUCUGCCUGUACAAGGAUACGUACGGGACGAUGACCAACCAUUCCUGCGUCUCCGGCAAUCCCGUUAUCGCCGACUCGUCGCCGUCACCCCUGAAGGAUCAGCCGCGUUACAGCAGCAGCGGCAGCGAGACGUCCGACAAUCCGUCGAAUCUCAUGUCCACGAUUUAAUCGAGUCUAAUGCGAUCGCGUUUAACACUUUGGCUGUCCAAUUAAUUUCGAGUGCAAGUCCGCGUGACAAUGUCAAUUUUAUUUCUUGCAUAUUUUAUUCGAUAUUCAGUAUAAAUAAUUAAGUUAAUACAAUUCAUUCUUACUUGAAUUAUUUAAACAGUUAUCCGUGGGUGACGUGGCAGUCCAAGUGUUAAGGAGCUUAAAAAGUAUCACGAUGCAAAAAUGCGGUUUGCUAUAAAUCUUCCGGCUAAUCAUGCAGUCAAUCGCGGCUCCAUCAUCAGCGAGAUGCGCAAGUUUCCAUAAGUAUCCAAUGCAAAAGGUGUUCCUCGCUGUACAGAAAUAUAAAAGCUGCUUGCCAAUGUGAAUUGUUUCGGAUUAACGCUGCGAUUCCGUCAUCAACAGCAUCGAGUCUGAUAUUUUUCAAUAUAAUUAUGCGAUUAGAAUUAACGUUACCAGUUUCCGGUCGGCAUGAGAGAGAACACGAGUGCAGUUCUUGUUCGACAUAUUCUUGAACUCAGAAGCUUAGCUUCAUGACGAAAUUUCGCACAUUGACACUGUUAGUUUUCGCGUUGACAAAUAACACGCAGACUUGGCAAAGCUUCUUGCAAAGCUGGAAUUCUUAUCUAUUCUUUUGAAUGUAGACUUUUGUAAAAGAUGAUAGAUUCUGAUAGAUAGGUUUGAAUCUAAAAUCAUUAAUUGACAAGAUUGAAUUAUUAAGUCGACUUACAAAAUCCGUUUAAAAUGAACUUACCUCUCGAGCUCUUCCUGCUUUUUAUUGUCCGACACAUUGAGCGGGAAUUUAGUUUGAUACAUGUUUUACUUGGGUAAUGUGCAUCAAUGACAAACGCAAUCGAGGAAAUCAGUUACGAUCAAUCGUAGUAGUAAUGCGAUUAUGGUAGUUACAGUUAUUAUUUAUAUAAUAAUUAUAAUAAAGGACAAUAUUUAAUUGUGCGAGUUUCAAUCAACGCUUAAUCGAUGAGGAGGAUGAUACAUGAAACUGCAACAACGUGCAAUGUGUUAAUCAUUAAUUAGAACAAAAUUCAAAAUUGAUUCAUAAUUCUUACUUGUCGCAUCAAAUUGCAGUUGCAGUUGCAUGUAUCCGGAGAGUUUGGAGGGAAAUGAAACAGUUUUAUAUAGUUUAAAAAGAAGUUUAUUAAACGUGUAAAGGCAGUUACAAUCUAAAUAUAUCGUAUAUAUAUAUAUCCUAUAGAUCCUAAGAUCCGAGAUUUCUGAUCUCUGGGAUCUCUGGAUCUUUGCUUAAAAAUAUUUCAGUUCCUAAAAAAAACCUUGGACCUGCAAAGUUUCUGGAUUUUGAGAGAAUCAGACUCUAAGAUUCCAUGCGAUUUAGAAAAGCUCUUAAAACAACUUGCACGCUUUAAUUUCAAUUAAAUCCUAUAAAAUUCUGAACAAUUCUUGCAAUUUCUAAUUUCCUGGAUUAUCAAAACUCCGAAUGUUAAAAAAAUAUUUCUGUGCUUAUUUCAAUGUUCAUGAAUCAAAGGCAGAUUUUUAUUAUGAAAAUUUAUCAAAUCUUCAGGUAUCUGCUUUUGAAUUAUGAAUGUUCUCGGACGCCUGGAUUCUUAAGAUCUUCUCAAAAACACCCGACUUUUUCGAGUAACAUUCGAGGCGACUCAAAAAAAGCCGUAACUCCCGUGUAAAUCGUUACUUGAACUUACCUCAAUCGGCGAGCCUGGAAAGACGGCGGCAGAGGCACGUCGCUUUCUUCAAGUACCAGCCCAAACGGUAAACCAGAAAUUAAUGAAAACGAAAGACAGCAAUUAAUACAGUGAAAGUAAAAGAAAGUCUCAGUAAGAAACGCCCUGCCUGCUCCGAGCAAGAGAACUCAAAUGAACCAAGUGAUAACGUGUCUAUCAUCCUGAUCAUCAUCCUUCUCGUGUCUUAGAUCUCGCUAACUUGCCUGUUAAAUUUAAUCAAGGUUCCUUUCCAAGUAGAUGACUAGAUCAUUUAACAAUAUCUCUUUAAAUAUUACCACCAGCUUUCAUAUUAAUCAUUGAUCAUAGGUCUUAGAAUUUAAAAUCUUAGGUACCGACGAUGGAUUGAUAUUAAAAGAAAUCAAUUAUAUUUCUAUAAAUAUUCUACGUUUCACAUACACUAACAAAUACUCUAGACACCACAGUAAGCUUUGAUCUCGUGACUCCAUGAGUUCAGUACGUCGAAUAGCGGAAGUGUCACACCUUCGGGGGUGCUACAACGCGAGAAAAUCUGACUGCGGAGCUUGGUGCUUGGUGCCAAAGACCCUUGAAGCCAUGUAACGUAAUAUUAAAUAUAAAAAGACUCCAGACUCUCGUAGAGUCUCCGGAUCCGUGAGACACAAACGGAAAAGCAUAUUCGCCUGUUCGAGACGGCAUAUUUUUUGAGAGAGAGACUCUCGUGUGCACGUGAACACUAGAUAAAAGAUUUAACAAAAAAAAAGGAAAAAGAAAAGAAGAGAGACGAGAAACAUAAAUGUAAAGAACAGCGACGAUGCAACAGAGAUACAAACGAAAUUGUGUGCCUCCCGUUCAAUCUAAAGCUUCUUCUUCGCGAAAGAGAGGUGACUCGAAUGGUAUCGGCGGAAACCUGCAAUCACGAGAAAUGCCACAAUAACGAGUGUUAUUGGCUGACAUUUCUUUUGCAAAAUUAUCUUGCGGACUCGAAGUAGGCUCGACUUUCAACUGGUUAAAGCUAGAUUUACUUUGAGCUGCGGUUUCUACCGAUUCCUUCGACAAUUCAUCACACUUUCGCAAGUUCUCUAUAUAAACAGCGACAGUUCUGGUGCAGGUACACCAGGUGCAACGUAGUCGCCAGGAAGUAUACACGGUAAAACAAUACUAUAACGUCAUGCACACACUUGUUGCUAUUUAGCACCCUAUAUAUAUAGAUACAUGUAUUAUAUAUAGAUAUGUCUAAGCAAAUGAGUCGAAACAUUCCUACCUGCGUGAUUGCAUAACAGAGGCUAGAGCGAGAAGCCUAGCAAACACUAGUCUGUCGCAGACUGAGGAUCCUUUCUCUGUCCUCUCUCUUUUGCAUUUUCUUUUGCUCUUUCUCUGCUACCUGCCUGCUUUUUAGCUUCUUCCUGGCUCUUAAGCUGCUAAUCUUCAUCGCUAAAGUUCGGAUCCAAACUGCGCUAGGCUAACUAGACGCUAUUCUAGCACUUUCAACGUCUCUCUAGGUCUAUCUAAGGGUGGAUAACUCGUUUGGAGGAUCGUGCUGCGGGUAGGAUUGAAUAGAAUCUCCGGAAUUAAAGUGAGUCUCGUAAGGAUUUUUGGUUCCAGGUAUCUUUUUUUUGGUAUCGCUGCAAUUACAUUUGAUUAACGUUAGAAACGACAAUCGCAUGAACCUUUGAAGAUCGAUACUAUAUAUCAAACGGAAAACUCACUUGUUUCGAUUGACGUAUAUAGCACGGUAGAAAAGAAUCACGCUGUUUCUCGCUCUCGACGUCGUGACUGAACGCAGCCGUAGGAGCAAUCUCAGGGAGCGAUUAGCGGUCGUGGCGGGAACGGGUAUUUCGGAAGAGUAAAGCUUCGCGCGCGAGUCAUUCGUCAGAACUCCUCGCGACGGAGGAGACUACAGAAAAAACUGGGCUUGGGUUUAUCGUUUCUGUACAAAUGAUUUAAUACUGCGAAUACACAUUGAAACAUUCGUCGUCUCGUGACACCGGUGGCACUUAUCUUUCAACUACACAGUUGAUCAGUACAUCCAUACGGUUUUUUUUUUUCUUUGUUGCUCGGUCUAUUGUACAAUACAUUUAGAAGCUCUCUUUUUCACGAUACUGUAUACAAGAUAUAGUUCUGAUCUCGUUAAUAUUAUUAUUCUUACGCGAACUUCAAAGAGGAGAUUGCAAUAUUGUAAUGAGAAACUCUCUCACGUCAAUUGAUUGGAGUUCGCUCGUUCCCUUCUCUUGAAAUGGAAUGAAUUCUUUUUACUUGAGCAAGAUGGAUACCUUGCUUACUAAUCAAGAUUAUAAUUUUGUGACUUUAGACUCUUUUCUAACUUUACUAUUCUCUCACCAAAAAUCUCACCUGACUUUUUCCUGAAGGAGUCAAUUCGAUCAGACAAUUUUGAUCUGCACGUUCGAUAUUGUCGUGAAAUACACGUACGUGUUUGGUAUCUUGAAUGACAACAUCAGUUGACAAAGGUCAAUUGAUACUGCAAAGAGACUUUCGAUAAUCUCCAGUAUAUGUGGAUCAUUGAAAAGUAAUUCAUUGUCGUCAUGAACUACGAAAGGACCUUUCCGAGAUGUAAAUUAAGCUUUUAAUGCAUUCAUAUUUGAGAAAUUCUACUUUAGCUACUACGGAGGAGACGAGCGAACUGUUUAUUAAAUCAAUUCGAUAUUAUGGAGUUUCAUAAAAUAAGGUACUUCGAACGACGGUAUUAGUUAAUCUACUCGGUAUAUCCUGUCCGCCCGCGACAACGCGGGCCCUUUAUAGUCCCGAGCUUGCAACCUACCCGAUUUCUCGCGUCACAAAAUUAAAACAUGGUAAAGAAAAGGUUUUUCUGCUGUUUUAUUUCGCUGACUAAGUUUUAAAUAGUUACACAUUUUUAGUUUCUAUCCUAAUAUUUAAUUCUUACGCUGACAAAUACUCCGUUCUAUUGCGGCGUAUCACCAUACACGCACAGACGCGUACACACACGCAUAUGCAAACGCUAUCUCUCUUCCUUUCUCAUUCCCCGCCUUUCCCUUUCUUUCCCGCACUGGCUCUUCCUAAUAUAUAAAUUAUGUUUCUGUGUAUAAAUGAAUUUUCUUUCCUGUCUGGUCGUGAUAUCUACGCACAGG